AACACAUAUGGCCUGUCUUAAUCCUGACGAAAAACCUCCUUCUACUGAGGAGGUCGUCUCUGACUUCAUUGAUUUCUUGAAUCAUGCAGUUGAUCCAUAUCAUGCUGUGGCUUUGUUGGAGGUUCGCUUAAACGCAAAGGGAUUUCAGCAGCUACAAGAAGAUAAAGAGUGGAAUAUUGUGCCUAACGGGAAGUACUACGUCACUAGGAAUAACAGUACUAUAUUUGCUUUUGCUCUUGGAGUUGCUACCUGCGGUGAUGGGAUCUGGCACACAUGGUUUGACAGAGAACUUAGUUUGGCUGGACAGGUUGUAUUUUUAAAAAAAGGUGUAAUGGAGCGUAGAUUGAUAAACGUUCAUCAGCCAGUUAUGUAUAUUCCAAGUUUGGCCAUUCAUUUAGACCCAAAAAGGAAUAAAUUUGAGUGUAAUUAUGAAAACGAACUAAGGCCAAUUUUAGCGACAUUAGCUGAAAAGGAGUUAAAUAAAGAUUUCAAAAGCAGUGAUAGUGAGGAAAAUAGUGAGGAAUAUAAACUACUGCAGAAAGUAAACAGCUUGCCAGAAGAAAGUCACUUGUCGUUACUGAACUUAAUUUGUAAAGAAGCCUGUUCUGAUCCUUCGGCUAUUAUCGACUUUGAUCUAUACCUUUAUGACACUCAUCAAGCUGCAAUAGGUGGUGUUCAUAAAGAAUUCCUGAGCUCUCAAAGAUUAUGCGGUUUAGUAGGAGCUUACACCACAAUUUACGGACUGUUGAAGAGUUUCCGAAUUGACGACCUAGCUGAAGAGGAAAAUAUCCGCCUUGCUGUAUGCUUCGACUGCGGAGAGGCCGAGUACCGUGCAGCGCAUGGACCGGGAUCAUCACUUUGUGAAUGGAUUAUGCGGAGGUUAUCUGGAUCCAAUCCGAAAAACAGCUUUGAAGAAGCGAUACCUAAGUCAUACCUGCUUAGCGUAGAUAACACCGAUGCUGUUCAUCCUAACUACGGAAGCGCACAUGAGGAAAAUCACAAACCUUCUCUUGACGGUGGUAUUGUUGUGAAAAUAGAUGUUAAUCAGCGAUAUGCUACAAAUUCCAUCACCAGUGCAGUAUUGAGGUGUAUAGCAGCUGCAGUUGAAGAGCCUCUCCAAAAAAUAGUCAUUCGAAAUGACACGACUCGCAAGGUAGGAGCUGGACCGGUAUUGUCAUGUAAACUAGGUAUACAAGCAGCGGACGUUGGAUGUCCUCAGCUUGCUAUGCAUUCAAUUCGCGAACUAAUACACCUUAAAAGCAUCCAACAGGCAAUAGAUCUGUACUCGUUGCAGAUUCGCAAAGCAUGAAC
Molecule: messenger RNA, 1311 nt
Organism: Enterobius vermicularis (human pinworm)
Lineage: Eukaryota; Metazoa; Nematoda; Chromadorea; Rhabditida; Oxyuridae
Source: the annotation of a GenBank genome assembly